ACGUCAGAACGGUGCAAUCUCAUUGGUCCACGGGAGAACAAGAGUAUUUUGCAUAUAUCCACGUGGAGGUGCUGAAGCGACUGUUCAAGAGUGAAAGUCUCUCUCUCCGCCUUUAUUAAACGCUCUUAAAUUCAAACACAAAUAUUAAUAUGCACCAUCAAAUGUAAUCUUAGGCCGAAGAGUGCACAUGGAUCUGUUGAGACAUACAUGCCACCUACAUUUAAUCGACUGAUCGGUGGUCAUCGUCAGUGUUUGUAAAAGUCAUGUGGGUUAAAUGUCUAUACGGAAACACUCGUAAGUGAAAGUGUAGAGAGGAGUUUAUAUGGACGCUGGAGAAACAUCAUGGCACACAGCGUCACUCAAGAGUACAUGCAGAUUCCAGCCGUCACUCGAGCAUACACGACUGCAUGCGUCCUGACAACAGCUGCUGUGAUUGCUUCUGGAGACAUUGAAUCAACCACUGGAGUCAUAUGGAUUACUUAUAUGCUGACUUGUGAUUUUGGGGGCUUCAACAUUUUGGCACCCAUUCACGCAUUGUAUGGACCAAAAGAGCUGAGAAAUUCUUCUAAAAAUCUUCAUUGGAGUUCAGUUGAUGAAAGUUAGUCAUACAUAUCUGGGAUGGCAUGAGGCAACUGGAGUUCAUUACACCUUUUCAACUGUAUUUUAACCCUGACCUGAUAUUAAGGAGAUACCAGGUAUGGCGACUGAUCACAAACUUCUUGUUUUUUGGGCCUCUUGGAUUCAGCUUCUUGUUCAACAUGAUUUUUCUAUAUCGUUACUGCCGAAUGCUGGAGGAAGGCUCAUUCCGCGGCCGAACGGCAGACUUUGUCUACAUGUUCCUGUUUGGUGGCGUUCUUAUGACUCUCUUUGGUCUGUUUGCCAACCUGUUCUUUUUAGGACAGGCCUUCACUAUCAUGCUGGUGUACGUGUGGAGUAGAAGAAACCCUUAUGUUCGCAUGAACUUCUUUGGUUUGCUCAAUUUCCAGGCCCCAUUCCUUCCCUGGGUGCUCAUGGGAUUCUCACUGUUACUCGGCAAUUCCAUUGUUAUUGAUCUGCUGGGUAUCGGUGUAGGACAUAUCUACUACUUCUUGGAGGAUGUGUUUCCUAACCAGCCAGGAGGAAGAAAGCUUCUUGCCACUCCUGGAAUUUUUCGCGCUAUAUUUGACGCACCUCAAGAAGAUCCAGAUUAUGCCCCCCUUCCAGAAGAUCAGAAUGGGCUCUCCUUGAAUGCGCAAGUUGGAGAUGGAGAAGAUGAUACUGGUCAAGAUGAAGGUCAAGGUCCAAAUGAGGAAGAUCCUCAAGGAGAAGAAAACUAGAAGGAUUCAGUACCAGGUUUACAGACAGCAAUUUGAUUCAGUCUUGCCAUGCUUUUAAAUUCCUCGUUUUAGUUGGGGGAGUUUAUGUCUAAAUAUUCUUUUAAUCAGACUGUGUAAUAGUUUAAAACACUCCUUAUGAAAGAGAAGGCGCUUUAGCCUAUGGCCAUCAGUUGCACUGUGCAUCCUGGAAAUCCAGCUUUGUAACUGAGACUAAGGCCACGAGGAUUUUACAUUUGGCCACCUUUGUGCCUUUGUGUAAUGGAUUUCAAUUUUGCAUUCAAUGCCAUGCACAUCACAAACAAGUAUUCCUUUGUUUUGGAAGAACAGUGCCAUUCUGUUUUAGUUUACACCACAUGGUUUUAAACAAAUGUUGUUUUCUCAACAACUUUGUUUAAAUGAAUUACAAAGCAAUGAUGGCUGUAUUAUGUUAGCAAUGGUGUUGAAAGAGAAACCAGACUAUAAUACAUCAUUUUGGAGGCUAAAAUAGUAGGGGAUUGUGUAUUCCACAAGAGGUUAUUUUCUUGGGUACAAUACUGUGGCGUAGCUCUGUUCACAAAUAGUAUCGAACACAGUGAGCAGUGACGCAGGACACAUUCACGAAUGUGCCGACUAUCUGAAAUGCCAAAUUAAACUGCAGACUGUGCAUUUUCAGGCCCGUGGCCUUUGUUAGCACAGCACCAUGGCAAAAUACAAAAAGCUUUGUGUGUUGAAAUGGUUAAGAUGAAUUAUUGAAGAGUUUGUUGUCCAGAAAAACUACUAUUUGCCUAAACAACACAGAAACUUUAGCUGUAUCUGAAUAUAAAUACAAACACUUGAUGGCUAAUGAAUAAAGGCUUAUGUUGUAUUAUCUUUA
Messenger RNA from Myxocyprinus asiaticus (Chinese sucker), 2169 nucleotides. RefSeq names its product derlin-2-like. The coding region runs from base 624 to 1316 and encodes 230 amino acids. Lineage: Eukaryota; Metazoa; Chordata; Actinopteri; Cypriniformes; Catostomidae. Gene Ontology annotation, molecular function: ubiquitin-specific protease binding; misfolded protein binding. Gene Ontology annotation, cellular component: Hrd1p ubiquitin ligase ERAD-L complex; endoplasmic reticulum membrane. The transcript has 8 exons. The record is from RefSeq and is a predicted model, not a curated record. Gene Ontology annotation, biological process: endoplasmic reticulum unfolded protein response.